Molecule: messenger RNA, 8464 nt
Organism: Bombus pyrosoma
Lineage: Eukaryota; Metazoa; Arthropoda; Insecta; Hymenoptera; Apidae
Gene: wts
Product: serine/threonine-protein kinase Warts
Exons: 5
Coding region: 729-4163 (1144 amino acids)
Biological process (GO): regulation of organ growth; hippo signaling; G1/S transition of mitotic cell cycle
Molecular function (GO): ATP binding; protein binding; protein serine/threonine kinase activity
Source: RefSeq, a predicted model, not a curated record
AGAUUUAAACGUUGAUUAAAGAUAUAGAAAAUAAUUCUUAAAUUAGAGAAAAGAAGCAAUAAUAUAAUGUAUUGACAUUUUUAUUUAUAGGAGAAAGAGAUACAUAGUUGUAAAAGGCUAAAUAAAUUUUGUAUAAUCGACGUAUUUAAAGUAUUACUUUUCCAAAAUCAUCUGUCACUUUCUUGGAGAAGUAAUAAACGUUAACCGUAUUACGUAUUAAUUAGAAAGAGCUAUUUGUUUUUUCGCGCACGAACUUAGUGCAUAUCGUAAAUUACGAAAAAGAGUGUCAAGUCGGUGUAGGAAUGUGGCACUUCAAAAUGGCUGCCAGUUACUUUAGUAAUUUACGGCUGUACCUUUCUUUGUUGUUGCUGAAGUAAUUACGAUUGUAAAUUGGAAUAGCACAGAAUUAGUUUUAAGGGAAAAUAGUGAAUUAAAAGUUCUAUGUGCACGUUAACCUCAUCACAUGGAUUCUGUGGAAACGUGAGAAUAGAAUAUGCUCUGAAGUCGUUCUCUCCUGAUUGCUGUUUCAGUUAAACUUAUUUCAAGAAAUUUCGUAGCCAAUGCCUUCUGUCUUCUGAAGAAAGUGUGUGCUACCGUAGCCCAUUUUACGUACAGAGGACUUUCUGGAGUGAUCCGUCACGCAUCUAAUGAAUAGAUGUAUGUAUAUAUAUAUAUAUAUGUCACAGCCGGAUUAAAGCUAGGUCUGAGAAGGCCUAGCAUGGGCCACUAUGAAUCCACCCACGGUUAGCAAAUCGAGCACUCGUGGCUCUGGAUAUCAUCAAAAAGCUUUGGCUGAAAUUCGCAAUUCUUUGCUACCUUUUGCGAAUAUCGGAGGAGCAGGCGAAGUAGGCUCCAGCGCUGCUAGUACUAUAUCUACUUUAUCAACGACCAGUGGCAUUAGUUCUGCUUCAGGACUUAGUGGUCUCUCCGCAGCUUCAGGUUCUACCAUUGAUAAAUCUGAUCAACGACAAUUAUUAGCUCAGCUUUUAGCAAUGGGAUAUUCAGAGGAAAUUGCAUUGCGCGCGUUGAAGUUAGCUGGUUGGCGUCUAGAUGCAGCUAUAGAAUUCUUAAAGCAGGCACAGGGAGAAUCUUUGAACGGUCUUGGUAAACUUAACAGCAAAUUAAUAAGGAAACCUAGUUUGGAAAGAGAAUUGAGUUUACAACGUGGUAGUCCCGCAUUGGAUAGUGGAGCAGGAAGCUCACGGUCCGAUAGUCCACGUUUGACAGAACUUAGCCCACAUCCGCAAUUGAGUCGACAAUAUUCGCCGAGCAACUUUGUAGAACGAGAACCACCUCCUCCUCCACCUCCUAGAUGCAGUUCUACACCACCGCCGCCGCCACCGCCUCACGCUCCAUAUAAUCAGCCAAACGUACCUACUAAUAUGCAGCAAAUGCUUAAGAGAAUGUCUCCUGCACCGGUUGUUCCAACGCGGCCACCUCCUACUACACCUGGUAAUACUGGACCAAUCUCAACAUCGGUCAAUCUACCACAAAGAGGUACAAGUCCGGUAGCGAGUUCAAAUAAUAAUUCUAAUUGUCGUCAGCCCAUGAUCGUUCAGAAUGGUCCGCAAGUUCAGCAACAACUUUCUCAACAAAUGCAAGCUCUCAGUAUUUAUCAAACAAGCAAUAACAGUACUAAUACUCAAGUGGAACCACCACCACCGUAUCCCAUAGUGUCUUCUUCGUCGGCUGGUCCAGUACAACCACCAUCUUACAGUGCCUCUAUACAAAACAGGCAAAGUCCUACGCAGUCUCAGCAAGAUUAUCGCAAAAGCCCUUCCUCUGGUAUCUAUUCCGGUCCAACGUCGGCCGGUUCUCCAAGUCCGAUCACUGUUUCCGCUAUAUCUCCGAGUACACAAGCAUCGAUGGCUAGACCGACUCCAUUGCAAGCUUGGGGCGCGCGACAGGCGAAAACACAACCACCGAUCAUUAUGCAAUCUGUUAAGAGUACACAAGUACAAAAACCUGUAUUACAAACUGCAAUCGCACCGACUUCUCCACAACCGAUUUCCACUACUAGUAACACACCUCCACCUCCACCAUCGUACGCAUCGUCCAUUCAACAGAAGCAACAACAGCAACCACAACCGCAACAGCAGCAACAGCAACAACAACAGCCGCAGCAGCAACAGCAGCAACAAUCGUCACAACAACCACCACCUGCGUAUCCACCAUUGAACAGUGGCACAAUUGGUGCAACAUCGACAAAUAAUAUAAACUUGGGUGUUUCGGUAGGAGUGCCUACUACAGAACCGCCAAGUUACGCGACAACGAUGCAAGCAUUAGCAGCACAACGAGGCAUGCAUCACCCAGUACCUCCACCUCCCUAUGGAACGGCUACCACCGAUGAUCCUAGCUGCAUAUCGACGAUAGAUAAUAACACGACCCUAAGGUCUUCUCCAGUCGCAUUACAUCCUCCGUUACAAAGAAAAUAUUCACCGGCAGAUGGAUGUCAACAUCCUACAGAAGCGCCGCCUUUACCUCCAGUAACAUCCACGUCCAUUUCUUUGAGAACUAAUAACAACGUUGGUAACAAUGGUAACACCAGUAACAACAACAGUAAUAGCAGUAGUGGUGGCAACAGCAAUAAUAACAACAACAAUAAUAAUAAUAAUCAUUCACCAGACAGCAAUGGAGCAAAAGGUGCUGGUUCAUCGCCUUCGUCUUACAAAAUCAAGCAUCAAUCUCCGAUACCGGAGCGCAAACAUAUGAGUAAAGAAAAAGAAGAGGAACGCAGAGAUUGUAAAGUCCGUAAUUAUUCUCCGCAGGCGUUUAAAUUCUUUAUGGAACAACACGUUGAAAAUGUAUUAAAAUCUCACAAGCAACGAUUAUACCGUCGGCUUCAACUGGAAACAGAAAUGGCUAAAAUAGGUCUUAGCGCGGAAGCUCAAUGUCAAAUGAGGAAAAUGUUGUCACAGAAGGAAUCGAACUAUAUUAGAUUGAAACGGGCAAAAAUGGAUAAAUCGAUGUUUACGAAAAUCAAACCAAUCGGAGUUGGCGCUUUUGGUGAAGUAACGCUUGUUAGGAAACUCGAUACCAAUCAAUUCUAUGCUAUGAAGACUCUAAGGAAAGCGGAUGUGUUAAAUCGUAAUCAAGUUGCUCAUGUUAAAGCUGAAAGAGAUAUAUUAGCAGAGGCUGAUAACGAAUGGGUUGUGAAGCUCUAUUAUUCCUUUCAAGAUAAGGACAAUUUAUAUUUUGUAAUGGACUAUAUACCUGGUGGCGACUUGAUGUCGUUGCUGAUCAAAUUUGGCAUUUUUAAGGAACCUCUAGCAAGAUUUUAUAUUGCUGAGCUAACGUGCGCGGUAGAAAGUGUUCAUAAAAUGGGUUUUAUUCAUAGAGACAUUAAACCGGACAAUAUUUUAAUUGAUCGAGAUGGACAUAUCAAAUUAACAGAUUUUGGCUUAUGUACAGGAUUUCGUUGGACUCAUAACUCUAAAUAUUAUCAACAAAAUGGACAUGGCAAACAAGAUUCGAUGGAUCCUGCCGACGAUUGGAAUAACGAAUGUCGUUGCAUCCAGUUAAAGCCAUUGGAACGUAGAAGACACAGAGAACAUCAAAGAUGUUUAGCCCAUUCUUUGGUUGGAACACCGAAUUAUAUCGCACCAGAGGUACUACAAAGGACAGGGUACACUCAGUUGUGCGAUUGGUGGAGCGUCGGUGUAAUUUUAUAUGAAAUGUUAGUUGGUUCUCCACCUUUUCUUGCUAAUACUCCAGCCGAGACACAAUACAAGGUGAUCAAUUGGGAAACGACUCUGCAUAUUCCGAAGCAAGCGAAUCUAUCCGCUGAAGGUAUGGAUUUGAUACUAAAAUUAUGCGUUGGUGCAGAUCGGCGGUUAGGUAAGAACGCAGAUGAAGUAAAGAAUCAUCCAUUUUUUGCGAGCAUUGACUUUGAGAAAGGACUGCGUCGGCAAGUAGCUCCUCACAUACCUCGAAUACAAUAUCCUACCGAUACGAGUAAUUUUGAUCCAGUGGAUCCCGAUAAAUUACGAAAUUCGGAAUCGUCCGAUUCUAACAAGUCCGACGAAUUACUAGAUAAUGGCAAACCAUUUCAUGGUUUCUUUGAAUUCACCUUUAGACGCUUCUUUGACGAUGGUGGUGGUCCUGCGUAUCCUAGUCGAAUAAGUUUGGACGAUAAUGACAAUCAAGGUCCAGUUUACGUAUGACAGUAGCUUUAGAACUUUUUGUAUCUGCAAAGUCGACAAUAACGCAAUCAUAUAUCUUCUUUUUUUUUCUUUUGGGAAAAAUCUGAGUUUGUAAAUAUUAUCCGAAAAAGUUUCUUCUGAAUCGACAAGUAGUUAGAAUAAUGUGAAUCAUAAAAUUCUUUGUUAAAUCGUCAAUGCGCACGCGCACGCGCGUCUGUGUAUGACAGAGGGUAAGUGAGUGAGAAAGUGUGUGUAUGUGUGUGUUUGGGUUAAAGUGGACAAGCGAGCAUGCAUACACGCGUGCGCGCACAUACAUAUAAGUACAGUGUGUAUAUGCGCACACCAUGCUAUGUUUUACAUGGGAAGGAGAAAAAGAACAAUGGUCAUACAUAAAACUGAAACCCUCGCGUUUGUUCCUUAGUUUCAAUAACAUAUCAUACUCGUUUGUUUUCUAACUUGUUUUUUUCUUUUUCUCUCUUUUAUUCUUCUUUUUCUUACCCUUGUGUUAUAAUCGCAGAGUCGUUGGAUGAAUCGCUAUUUUUGAAAGGGCAGACUUUUCUUAAUUGAUAACUGUUGGGAUUACGCAGUAUUGUAGAGAAUGGAAUUAUAUGUAAUUGUAAAAUUCAAAUUUGUGGGCAUUCGUCAUGUUUUUACACGAUAACAUUUCUAUAGACUUUUAUUAUUACAAUGUGACGCGAUCAUUCUUAAAAUUUCCUAUAAAGUGUGGUAAAAAAAAAGGAAAAAAGAAAAAAAAUAUGUACGAAUUUUUAAGAAGAAUAUGAAAUUAAUUUUUGAUAAGGCAUAUCAUUUUCUAAACGUGAUAAUUACAAAUUAUGUAAUGAUUACGAAUCGAAGAAAAAAAAAAAAAAAACGGUCGACGGUUGGACAAUAUAUACUCGUAUAUAGUAUGUUUAUAGAAAGAAAAAUAUUGUGCUUGCCAUUGUCAUUGGUAUUGGCUCUUGUGCCUAUCGGAAAUGUGUGUUUGUAUGUUUCAGCAAGUACUGUGAUAUUGCAGAUAAUUAGAAUAAUGCGGCUUUUAAAUCUAUUGGUCUUAUUUAACUUCUUUUUUUUUUACAUUGAACGACUAAUAACGUGACAAAUAUAUUAAUAUUAAUUGUUACUGUAUAGAUUUUUGAAUGGAUGUAAUGUGUUCAUUGCAUAUUUUAUGCGGCUGUUAAUGAUCAAACCUAUCUUCCCAUUUCUUCUUUCUCUCUUUCUUUCUCUUUUCUUUCUCUCUCCUCUCUCUCUCUCUCUCUCUCUCUCUCUCUCUCUCUCUUCUGUUCUCUCAUUUCCUCACUUACUUCUUCUAUUCAUUGAAUAUCCUUUAAGUUUAAGAAAUUUUCAUUGAUUUAUUAUCAUGCCGUAUAUAUUUUACAUGCUGGAUAUCUUUUAUACUCUUCCGAAGUAAUUAGAGGUGUAUGCAACUAACGUUGAAUUUGGUAAUCUAUUUUAGAUUCGACGAUAAGCAGUGAAUAAUUAAAAAACUUUGAUUGCAUCGAAAGUACAUCGUUAGUAAUAUAAUUUAAACAAAAAUACGACAGUAAAUAGUAUUGUUACGCUGACUAAGAUUACGAAUGCAUCGUAAUAAUUUCUAUACCGUAAUUAAUUUUCUAAAAAGCGAAAAGCCUUAAUUUUCAACGGUAAUAGUUGUAUUAAAGAAAUUUUCUGAUUCUGAUAUGUUUAAAAUGGAUCAUUUUCAUCCUUUGUAUCUGAUGUCACAAACAAAUGGGACUUUUAGAUGUAAGCAAAUACCAUUGUUUAUGUUGAUAACUUUCCAAUACUCUAGAAUGGUAGAAAUUCACUAAAUGAAGCACGCUAUUGCAGUAACAAUUUAUUCAGAAUCGUCACCAUGUUUUCUGUUUAUUACUAAUGUGUAAUACAGAUAUCUUCGUAUAUAUCUAUAAAUGUUAACGAACCAGUUGAUUUUUUCCAAAGUAACAUACAACGAUAGUUAUUACACUCGAUUGAUUCGUUAAGGAAGAAAAAUUUAAUAUUAUCAUAGUAGGAUGCUACUCAUUCACAGAAACGAAGAGAAUGAACACUGCAUUACUGUAUGAAUGUAUGUAUCAUGUACAAAGUAAAAAUAACUUUCUUUUCUCUUUCUUUUCUUCUUCUUCUUUUUUUUUAUGCAUGUGUUAAUAUAUUAAUAAUGUAUUGAUAGAAAACAGAAAAACGUUUCCUUUUCGCCUCAAUAGUUAAUUGAAGUUAUAAUAGAUUGAUAAAAAUCGAUAGAUAUAAAAAUAUGUUAAAAUGAUAUGAUAUAAUGGCAACAAUACUGAUUGGUAUCUGAAAAUUAACUUCAAGUUUUACAAAAUUUUGUUUUGUUUUUUAUCUGUUCCAUAUUAAGAUUAAUUUGGAAACUAGCUGAAAUAAUUACUACUAAUUUGUAUGCUUAUUGUGUGCUGUAUGUACCAAAGGAAAAGUAAGUUUUUAUGUAAGAUGAGAAGAAGAUUGAUAAAAAAAUACGAUAAAAUAUCUAUUUUUUAUGCCUACUUUAUGAUCAUUUUUAAAUGAUCCCAUGUUAACAACAGCAGGUGAUAAAUGUUUAUAUACGUGUUCCCGAACAAUGACACAUUGUAAUACGUAUGUAUAACGGAAGAAACAUAUUUGAUACGAAAGAAUACAAAAACAAAAAUAAAAACAGACAAUCAGAAAUUAAAGGAGAUUAAUUUCGUCUUUUAUUUCUUUGAUAAAUCUAUAUUAUUUUAUAUUAUAUUUAAAUACGAAAAGUAAAUUGAGUGUGUAUUGUCAGAAAAGUAAUUUCAAACAUCUUUUCGUAUGUACAUUUUAAGGAUUCUUACAACCAUUUUAAUAAUCUAUUAAUAUUAUCGAUUGAUAACAAAUGAAAAAAAGGAAAAUGAAGAGGAAAAUCCUAGAAAUUUUAUGUAUGAUGCAUUUAAAUCAACAAUUUGCUAUUUGCAAACAUUAAAAUAUGAAAUCAAUUCAUACAUAUUAUUUAUUUAAAUUGGUACAAAACAAUGAAGCUUACGGGAUAUGCAUACAUACAAAUAUAAAAUCGCUGGUUGGUGAAAAGAAUCGAGUAUUGUAUUACAUCACAUUUCACAAGUAACGAAUAAUGAAUACCAAAGGGAUUUACUCUUAUUGUCAUAAAAGUAACCCUAGUUCCCAGUCAACAAUUGCUAAUUUUACUUUUUGUAUACAUACUUUUACAUCUAUAUCUUUAGUUUAUACGAAGUAGAUACAUGCGAAACAGUGACAUUUGUAUGUAGUUUCAUACAGUUCAACAAAUGCGAUCUUACAAUUAAUACGAACAUUUGAGAACAAAGCAUUAACGUAUCUUUUAUUAUAAACUAGAAACGAUCAAUUAAGAAAUGAUAUACGAAAUAGAUAUAUGGAAAAACAUCGUGUUCGUUGUGGGUAUUCGUUGCUCGAUUGUUAAAAUAUAUUUGCAUAUGUUUUUCUGAAUACUAUUCACUAUUCAUUAUACAUUGCAUCAUAGAAUAGUUGAAAUGAAAUGAUAACCUACUUUUAUUAUUCAUACACAACAAUCGAUAUUUAUUAAAAUUAUUCCCUUAACACGAUGCUUAUCGCACCGAUUUAACAUGGAUUGUUUCUUUUUUAAACGUUUACUUGAUUUGAUGAUUCGAUGAUACCAGUAAUUAUUCACAGAAAAGAAGUAAAGUAAAGUAAAGAUGGUCUGUGUACUAUAAGUAAAUAUUGCAAUUUAAUAUGAAAACUGUUAUUAUACAUGUAAUUGUUUAUACAUUAUGUAUCUAAUACAAAUGGUAGUUCUUAAAAAUUAUUAUUGUAGUAGCAAUAUUUUUUCAAAGCACCAAUAGAAACAUGUAUAUGAAAGGUAAAAGUAAGUGUUUGUAUUUUAUGAACAUGUAGCAGUCAACAUGUUAAACUUAAACAUAUAAUGAGCGACAAGUACCUCUUAUUAUGUAUCAAAAAAUAUUCUUAUAUUAUGAAAUAUAUAUGUAUAUAAUACUUUACUUCUGUAUGUUAUCCAGCUAUAAAAUAAUACCCAUUGGUUUCAUAUUAAAUUAUAUGCUAAAGCAAGUUUGACUCACCUAACAAAUUGUAGUAUCAUUGAAAGUUCAAGGUUUCACAUUACAGAUUUGUUUCAUAAAUUAUAUCUAUUGCAAUUACAAUACGAUAUAUAGAUCUGUUAAUUUGCAUAUUAUAGGCAAGCGUUUCUGAAUUAUAGUUGUACAUUUUGUAUCAUCCUUCUUUGCUUUGUAAUUAUAUCACGAAAAGAGGAGAAACAAAUUAGUUUUGUAAGGUAGUAUAAUAUAUUAUAAACUUUGUAUAUAUUUUUUGAAUAAUUAUUCUAAAUUAAAAAUACGUUUAAUGCUUAA